CUUAACUCACACACAAGCGAUCUAGAAGCAUACUCAGUAACCUAAUCAAACUUAACCACUUGGCCACUGAACCAGCCAGGGCAAUCAGGGCAAUCAGGGCAACUAGGGCAAGACAACCAAGAACACAUGUAUAGGGGCAUAACUGUCACCAGUGGCAAAACAUAUCUACUUGGUAGUCCGAAUUUGCCUAGCCCCAUAAUUUCCUGGCACCAGAUGCGGCUUGCUGCUACUCUGCCAUUUAUCGCCGUUCUAUAAUUGGGAGUUGUAAAUAACCGGGUAAAUGACAUACAGCCAGAAGGGGUCGAAGGAACAAGCCCAGGGAAUCAAUCAACCCUCGGAACUAUGGCUGCCCAUGAUCCCAAAUGCGGAAAUCGAGACAAUCAAAGUUGGGAAAUGAUCCUAGCCAAUCGUUCUAGUAUUGCCCAAGGCGAGGAAAUCUUCGAACGACUUCUUCGGGCUCGGCAGUUCGUAGGCGCUGACCCGCGAAACCGCCCUCCUACGAAUCAUACAAGUAGGAACAGGCAUCACGAAACUUCCCCAGGUUUUCAGCCCCCGGAUUCUACUUCGUAACCGUGCUCCUCAAAGACCACAGCUAACCAUCUGUUACUUCGUCUAACGUCUCGUCCGAUACUCCUAAGGCUCGUCGACUAACGUUCGAGGUAGAAUCAAGUCACGAUGCAGCUGACUUCCCUCGCUGCCGCAGCGCUCCUAGCGCAAAAUGCCGCCGCCCAAUUCGGUGGCAACACUAUGCUGCGAUUCGCAUGCUCUCAGUUGGUCGUUGACCGUAUCGACCCCCUGGUAAACCCCGGCAUGAAGUACACUCCUCACCUUCACCAGCUGGUCGGUGGAAACUCCCUAAACGUCACCAUGGACCCCGAGGUGCACGACCUGGCUGCCUCGACCUGCACGUCCUGCACAUUCAAGGAGGACAAGUCCAACUACUGGACCGCCGUCAUGUUCUUCAAGGCCAAGAACGGAACAUACAAGAGAGUUCCUCAGGUCGGAAACGGCGGACCGCAAGGAAAGCUGAUCAACAAGGGUGGUCUCGACCUCUACUACAUCCCCAGCGGCAAGGUUACCGCUUUCAAGAAGGGUUUCCGUAUGUUGGCUGGUAACGCUGCCAACACCGAUGCCACCAAGGUCCAGAGGGCAAACAUCUGCCAUCGAUGCUGGUUGUCGCCCAACGAGAACACCUUCACCGGUGGUGCUCCUUGCACCGGAUCCGACACCGUCGACAUUCCCAAGGGCCAGAACUGCAAGAUGAUCCGACAGACCAUCCUCUUCCCCACAUGCUGGGAUGGCAAGAACCUCGACAGCCCGGACCACCAAAGCCACGUCUCGUACAGUGCCGGCUCCGGUGCUACUGGUGGCGGUGCCUGCCCCUCGACUCACCCCGUCAAGCUCCCUCAGAUCAUGUACGAGCUGAUGUGGAACGUCACCGAGUUCGCCAACAGCCCCGACUUCCCGACCGACGGCUCGAACCCGUACGUCUACUCCAUGAACAUCGGUGGCCCUGCUGCCCACGGUGACUACCUCUUCGGCUGGGAAGGCGACACGCUCCAGAAGGCCAUGGACAACAUCGGCCGCUGCGGUCUUAACACCGACUGCGCCACCGCCGGCAUCCACGCCCAGACCUCCGACCAGUACAGCUCCUGCACAAUCGAUCAACAAGCUCCCGAGGAUGUUGACGGCUGGCUCUCGGCUCUCCCGAUGGGUGAGAUGGCCAUUAAGGCUUAGACGACGUCUCCUGAGAAGUGUGCGAAUGGUGCGGGAUAAAUGGAUCCUACAGCGAAGGUUGAAUUGCAGUCAAGAUAACAUCGUCGAUGAAAACCUCGCUGGUGGGAAUGGAUGCAUUCAUUUACACGUAGUUUAGUGUCAAUGUUUGUUAAAUUUGUUAGAAGUUAGCUGUUGUCAUCGACAAUUUUCGCAUAAUUAUACUCCAUUUUGCUACCUGGUACUUGAAUAUAGUGAUAUACAGGGAGAUACAGC
Annulohypoxylon maeteangense is the source of this 1989-nucleotide messenger RNA. RefSeq lists its product as uncharacterized. The record is from RefSeq and is a predicted model, not a curated record. The transcript has 5 exons. The coding region runs from base 676 to 1737 and encodes 353 amino acids. NCBI's taxonomy places the organism in Eukaryota, Fungi, Ascomycota, Sordariomycetes, Xylariales, Hypoxylaceae.